This is a messenger RNA of Linepithema humile (Argentine ant), 2441 nucleotides long. RefSeq lists its product as uncharacterized. The record is from RefSeq and is a predicted model, not a curated record. Lineage: Eukaryota; Metazoa; Arthropoda; Insecta; Hymenoptera; Formicidae.
AAUAUUACAGUCAACGUCUAGGCUCGCUUCGGACUGCUUGCACGACGGUACGCGCAACAGUUGUAUCGGGACGAGGCAGAAGGCACGAACAAAGUUGCGCUAUCGCGCGCCGAUCCAUUGUCCAGGCAAUAACAAUUGGAAAGUGCGUAGUUCCGUUCGAGUCAAUUGAUUCGCUCUUAUCGGCUUAGCUUUCAAUUAGAGAAGCCGCGUGGCUUCGAAUGCCGCCCGACACGUUCCGCGUUGCCAUGGAAAUCCGCGAGAACGACUGAGGGAUAUUCCGGUAAACAACACGAUGCCGCGACGCUCCAGAACGAAGGAGAAAAGACUCUCGGUGGGGAUUAACAUUAGCCUUCUACUGAUAAUAACGAUAUUCGGCAUAUUUCUCGCCCUGCCGUUCCGAAUGCUGUUCGACGCGAAUUAUUCCGAGCAGAGCCGAGACAGGAGCAACGCUACCGCUGCCGGCGCGGCGAAGGAAAGGGUGCUUGCGAUACCGAUGGAUCAUCGAAGAUUAAAGCGCUGUCCGAAUCUGCAAUACGAGGAUCACUUGAUGUCCGUCUUUCUUAGCGAUUACGAUGAAAAUUGCACGUACGAGCGGGACGACGAUGACGAUGAUGACGAGGAUGACGACGAUGAUGACAGCGGCUCUGAAGAGGAGGAAGACAACGGGGAGGAUGAGGUGGAGACCGGUGGGUGCAAGAGGAGCAUUGACGAAGAAAUGAAAGAAAACGCUGAAGAGAUCUUGAAAACGCGCCAGAUGAAGUCCGUCACGGUGGCAGGCCACAUACUCGUGACGAUGCUGCUCGUAUCAGUAGUAGCUGCUCUCGUUGAAGUACUGCGAAUACGCUUCGCCCGAGAUAAAGAUUCGUCUAGGGCAAGCACGAUUAUUUCACGGAGAUGCUCCUCCAGCGUGGACAUACCCGGCACAAGACGUCCCAUUUCAAGAGAAUUAAUUAGGAGCCAGCAGUCCUUUGAGAUACCAGGAAUGCAACGUUCCGCAUUGCGUCUAUUAGGAGCGCGGCCGCCCCCGCUUAUCCGCCGCUCCUCAUUCCCAACGCCACAAGCGAAGCAAACCGCUACUUCGUCUGUUUGCGGUACGCCGAACACCCGGCUAACGCGGCGUCCUUCGAUUGAAUCGGACGAAGAUAUCGUCAAUGCUCUUCAUCAUCGCACCCGUCUAAUCCGACGCCACUAAGACGGCACGAGAUAAUAUCUUAGCUCAUCGAAUUCCUCGCAUCUCUAUCGAUGACAACAUUGAGACAAAACGCGUCUUCGACAAUAUGGUCAUAUGCAACAUACAACGAUGACGUUCAAUGACCUUUUUUUAUGCUCGUGCAACGUCGAAAAGUCCCUCGCUAAGGAAUAGAUCCACAAUUGUAUCUUCCAAAAUAUCCUUUACGGCGGCUUCAAUAGUGCUCCACGACGCUUUUCUACUAUGCUAUCGAUUAAGUUCUGCUUUCUAGUAAAGCAAUAUACUUUUUGGAAUGUUUGAAAAAAUAAUUAAUAUAUAGAAUCAAAUUUCCGGAUCCAAAGUUGUUACGAACAACGGUGGAAAACUUGUAUGUUUAAUAAAUCUCUAUUUUCUUCGUAUUAAUCACAGAUGCUUUACGAGCACAUAAUCAAAUGGAAAAUAACUGCAAAUAGUCUAACGUCUAACUUAAUUCGUAAUGAUUUGUAAUAAAUCAUUAUCAGUCUUAUUAUCACAAUAGCAUUUUGCAAGUAUCAUGCUUCUAACGGAUGUACACCUAAAAAUGUAUAUGUCAAAAGCAAGAUUAUAUUCCUAAAUUUGCUCAUAAUUAAAUCCACGUUCACGAAAUUCUUGUCUGAGAUUAAGGUAAGGAAGAAUUAUUUUUUUAGAAACCUUAUUUUGCGAUAUACAUUUUUCUGGAGGCAUUCUGUACGUUAAGUAAAAGUUAAGAUAUGCAUUCUCAAAUUGACAGUACAACGAUUGAUAAUAUACUUAUUUGUAUAACUUUUACCAUAUUUUUUUAACCUCUGAUUUUUCUAUUACAAAACUAUCGAUAUAAUACAAAAAACUCGAGAAAAGUUAGGCAGAUUAUUUCGUUUCUGUGAAAAUUAUAAACAAUGAACUACGUCAGAAAGAUAAAUAUAUUGGAUUGUAAUUUCUUUGUAAGAUUGUAAAUAGUUUCAAGAAAAUUAUUCCGAUGUAUUUUCAUAAUCAGAAGAUAUAAUUGUGUCUCUGUAUCAACGAGCCCUCAACAAGCUUACUCCUGUGAUCAUCGUUUUUCUUCCAGACAUGUGAUAUAUAUGUACAAAAAAUAUAUUAUUUAAAAUAUACAUAUAUAUGUACGUGUAUUAUACUAUGUCACUUAUACACAGAAACUGAUCGUACAAAACUAUGUUUUCAACUGUGAUAUGCUUUCUCAUAUUUAUGUCAUCGCACACAAAAAAAAAACAGAAAUAUAUUCGUGCAAGAAAAUGAA